CCAUCUCCUCAGGGGCGGGCCUUGGCCAAAGUGGUCAUCCCUGCUCUCCCUCGCCUUCCGCCGGCCCCUUUUAACCCGCGUCCUGGGUUCCCGAAAUGAGGGGCCGCUGCCCGAGAGCAGAAUAGGCUUGGGCCCGACCGGGAGACGCCGGAGCGGAGUUGCGGAUUAGGAGAAGCGAACUCCCGCCUUCCCUUCCCAUUUACCUCUCCACCACGGGUUCCAGGUUUAAGUUUUUGAAAAUAGAACUACAUAUUAAGAACUCAUGUCUUUUCUUGUAAGUAAACCAGAGAGAAUUAGGCGGUGGGUCUCGGAAAAGUUCAUUGUUGAGGGCUUAAGAGAUUUGGAACUAUUUGGAGAGCAGCCUCCGGGUGACACUCGGAGAAAAACCAAUGAGGCAAGCUCAGAGUCAAUAGCAUCCUUCUCUAAACAAGAGAUCAUGAGUAGUUUCCUGCCAGAGGGAGGAUGUUAUGAGCUGCUUACCAUUAUAGGCAAAGGAUUUGAGGACCUGAUGACAGUGAAUAUGGCAAGAUACAAACCAACAGGAGAAUAUGUGACAGUACGAAGGAUUAACCUAGAAGCUUGUUCCAAUGAGAUGGUGACAUUUUUGCAGGGGGAGCUUCAUGUCUCUAAACUCUUCAACCAUCCCAAUAUCGUGCCAUAUCGAGCUACCUUUAUUGCAGACAAUGAGCUGUGGGUUGUCACAUCAUUCAUGGCAUAUGGUUCUGCAAAGGAUCUCAUCGGCACACACUUCAUGGAUGGCAUGAAUGAACUAGCAAUUGCUUAUAUCCUGCAGGGGGUGCUAAAGGCCCUGGACUACAUCCACCAUAUGGGCUAUGUGCACAGGAGCGUUAAAGCCAGCCACAUUCUGAUCUCUGUGGACGGGAAGGUCUACUUGUCUGGUUUACGCAGCAACCUCAGCAUGAUCAGCCAUGGGCAGCGGCAGCGUGUGGUUCAUGAUUUUCCCAAGUACAGUAUCAAGGUCCUCCCUUGGCUCAGCCCAGAAGUCCUUCAGCAGAAUCUUCAGGGUUACGAUGCCAAGUCUGAUAUCUACAGUGUGGGAAUCACUGCCUGUGAACUGGCCAAUGGCCAUGUCCCCUUUAAGGAUAUGCCUGCCACUCAGAUGCUGCUGGAGAAGCUGAAUGGUACAGUGCCCUGCCUGUUGGACACCAGCACCAUCCCUGCUGAGGAACUGAACAUGAGCCCUUCACGCUCUUUGGCCAACCCUGGCCUGAGUGAGAGCCUGACCACCAGCAACCCCCGGCCCUCCAAUGGCGACUCACCUUCCCAUCCCUACCAACGAACCUUCUCCCCCCACUUUCAUCAUUUUGUGGAGCAGUGCCUUCAGCGCAACCCGGAUGAAAGGCCAAGUGCCAGCGCCCUCCUGAGCCACUCCUUCUUCAAGCAGAUCAAGCGACGUGCCUCAGAGGCUUUGCCUGAAUUACUUCGUCCUGUCACGCCCAUCACCAAUUUUGAGGGCAGCCAGUCUCAAGAUCACAGUGGAAUCUUUGGCCUGGUGACAAACCUGGAAGAGCUGGAGGUGGACGACUGGGAAUUCUGAGCCUCUGCAGACUAUGCAUGUUCUCCAACCUAGGGCAUGCAAGGCCCAGGAGCCCUUGAGGGCUGGCACAUUCCCACCCUCGUGGGUACAGACUGGGUAGAAAGGACCUUCUGUCAGCAGAGCAGGCUAUGGACUGAUUAGAAGGGCAUCCAGGAGAGAUUUCUGCACUGCUUUUGAAACAAGGGAAUCCCAGGCACCAGGGAUUGGGAAGGGUCAGAAAGCUGACAUAUCCUGUCCUACGAACUCAAGCAGCAUCCUCAAAAGAAAGAAAAGCUGCUCUGGCCUUGAGGCUGAAGUCUAAGUCUAAGUUGACUCAUCAACUUAGGGAACUGUCACCUCCUCUUCCCAUCACUUGUUCUCUUGCCAGCCUGAUUGUAUUCUUUUCCUCUGCUCUCAGAUCCUAUUGGUCCAUAAAGGGCCAAGUCAUUAGCAGUUUGCUUCCCUUGCUCUGAAGCCUCUCCUUAAUAACUGAAGGGAAGGGUCUGUCUUUUUUAAGCAUCAAGUUAAUAAAGCUGGGGCAGUCCAUCCUUA
Molecule: messenger RNA, 2089 nt
Organism: Marmota monax (woodchuck)
Lineage: Eukaryota; Metazoa; Chordata; Mammalia; Rodentia; Sciuridae
Gene: Strada
Product: STE20 related adaptor alpha
Exons: 13
Coding region: 263-1558 (431 amino acids)
Biological process (GO): protein phosphorylation
Molecular function (GO): ATP binding; protein serine/threonine kinase activator activity; protein kinase activity
Source: RefSeq, a predicted model, not a curated record